AUGAGUCAAUUUGGAAACUACAGAAAGUUCUUGAUGAAUAGGGUAUCGGCAACGCUGCCUGUAGUUGAAUUUAUUGAAAACUGUGUUGUUAGUGAAAAUGAAAUCGCCAAACAUUCAUUUCAUAAAAUUAUGGUUCAUCAUUGGACAGAAAAUGAAGUAAAAUUAUUUGAAGUGAUGAGUGAUUACUUUGGCGCUUCAUUCAUUCCUGUAGACUUUUCAAAACAAAAUAUUAUAUCAACUUUUUACACAAGUAGCUUGACAUUGAUACUUAAAAUCAUAAAACUCGAUUUCCUGUUCCCUUAUUGUAGAAACAUGUACAAUUUAGAUGUGCUGUUUAAUGACAAAGUUUCAUCAAAUAUUUUUGAAGAAAAAAUUACUAUCGACGAUAUAGUAAAUGGUGUAGUCAGUUCGAGAUUUAAUGAACAUUUUGAACUGAAUCUGUCAAAUUUUUGUAAUGAUCCAGUAUUUUUGCAGAAAAAAAUUUAUUUCUAUAAUAUAACACUUUUGUCAUAUUUUAAAAUCCUUAUGAUAAGGAUGGGGAGAGAUACAAGAAUAUUAAACCUUAGCAAUAAUAAUUUAAGCCAAAUUCCUUUAAAUAUAUUAAAUUUUUUCAUCAAAGGAGAACUAAUAGGAGUAAACUUAAGUGACAACAAUAUUCCAUCACUGAAUGAAUUACAGAGAAUAAGUAGUAAAAUAGAAAAGUUAUGGGUGGAAGGAAAUCCAUUAUGUGAGAACUUGUGUGCAAUGUCAUACAUAAAACAGGUUUUACAGAAAUUUCCAAGGUUAAUUGAACUUGAUGGAAUAAAACUUAAUGAACAUGAUUUAAUGUUGCCAUUUCACAAAAACUUUUCGGUGAUGCCGGAUAAGAAGACGAAAAUGAUUGUUGAGAAAUUUGUGUCGCUGUAUUUUUCUCAUUAUGAUUCAAAAUCGCGCAGGAAAAUCGAUAUGUUCUAUGAUUUAAAUGCACAAAUGACUUUAUCUACAUCAUUUUCAGAUGGGGAAGAAAGCGAAGCAUGUGAAAUGCAUUCUAGAAACAUGUUGAAUCCAGUUAAAAGAGAAUUAAUUUUAAAUAAUAAGAGACACUAUAAGUCACGUGCAGCUGUAGUUUCAGUUUUAUCACAACUGCCUAACUCGGUGCAUGAUCUUUCAAGUUUUAAUAUUGAUGUUUUGAAACAUGAGAGUAAUUGUUUAAUUUUAAUAAUUGACGGCAUUUUUAAAGAGGUUAACAAAAUGAAGGAACGGUUUAUACAAUUUAGAAGAACAUUUAUAUUUAGCAUUUUUAAUAUGCAUUCUAUAUCACAUUAUCAUAUUGUUAAUGAAAUGUUUAGUAUGUCAUUAGCUUUACCAGACUUAGUAAAAAAUUACUUUCAGACGCCUCUAAGAAACUUGACUCAGUUGAAAUUAAUUAAUCCCGAUCAAGAAGAUAAAGAUAUAAUCUGUACAGCAUUUAUGCAUUAUACAAAUCUUAAAAAGCCAGAAGCUGAGACACGCCUUUUAAAGCACGAGUGGGAUUUACGAGACGCAUUGAAAGAAUUCACAGUAGACUGCAAGAGUGACAAAAUUAGUUCAGAUAAAUUUAUGACUGCUGAAAUAUCAGAUAUACCGCCUUCAGAAUAUGAAAUUGAUUAAAUGAUUUAAUUGAA
Melitaea cinxia (Glanville fritillary) is the source of this 1643-nucleotide messenger RNA. Its product is annotated as nuclear RNA export factor 2-like. Lineage: Eukaryota; Metazoa; Arthropoda; Insecta; Lepidoptera; Nymphalidae. Gene Ontology annotation, biological process: poly(A)+ mRNA export from nucleus. The transcript has 10 exons. Gene Ontology annotation, molecular function: RNA binding. Gene Ontology annotation, cellular component: nucleus. The coding region runs from base 1 to 1629 and encodes 542 amino acids. The record is from RefSeq and is a predicted model, not a curated record.